Molecule: messenger RNA, 399 nt
Organism: Paramecium primaurelia
Lineage: Eukaryota; Ciliophora; Oligohymenophorea; Peniculida; Parameciidae
Source: the annotation of a GenBank genome assembly
AUGAAUUAUAGAAUUGAAAAGGCUGACUUAUAUAUUAGAUAACAUAGAAUAAUUGAAUUAUUUGAAGAUUUGACUACAGCCAUCUCAUAUGAAUAACCAGCAGACAUAAAAAAGUUUUUGAUUGAAUAAUUGCAGUUAAAAUAGAAAUUCGGUUUCAAAACAGGUUUAUUCAAACCAGAAGAAAUUGAUAACAUUUUCACAGUAAAUUGAUUUAAGCAUUAUUAUUAUUAGUUAUUUGAUUUAAAAUAAGAUGGAUGGAUUUCGAAAAAGUAAGCAAUUGAUGCAUUUAAAGUUAUGGCAGCUUCCCAAUAUCAACUUAAAGAUGAAUCUAUUUUUCCAGAAAAAGUAACAAAAAAGUAAUUUGCAGAAAUUAUAGGAGAACAUCUAGGUAUAAAAUGA